AUGGAAGAGGUAGCGGCCCGAGAUCGGGAGUUUUGGACCACCUGUGGGCCACGAAGCUUCGGAGGCUGCGGUCUCCCUUCCCAGCUACCACAUGUUGGCUUACUGAAAUGCUUGCCAGUCCUGUUCCCCCUCCCAUGGGAUCCGACGAUACGCAGUCCUCCAAACCAGCUUACCAGAUUCCCGCGCCUUGUUUACAAAAUGGCGGUACAGCAGCCUACAAUGAGCACAAACACAGCAGAGAUAUCCCUGACACAUACCGACCGCAGCUCCCAUUCAGGAACUAUAAGCACACUAACAGUUAGCAGUUACUCUUGGCUGCCCCGACCUGCAUACCGGAGGAUGAAGCCUGGUUCCCACCGCUGCCUUCCUGGGCUUCGAGCUCCCAGAGGAUACACCUCGAACCACAGCCCCAUACAUGGAUAA
Messenger RNA from Pelobates cultripes (western spadefoot toad), 423 nucleotides. The record is from the annotation of a GenBank genome assembly. NCBI's taxonomy places the organism in Eukaryota, Metazoa, Chordata, Amphibia, Anura, Pelobatidae.